Molecule: messenger RNA, 905 nt
Organism: Lactuca sativa (garden lettuce)
Lineage: Eukaryota; Viridiplantae; Streptophyta; Magnoliopsida; Asterales; Asteraceae
Source: RefSeq, a predicted model, not a curated record
UGUGUCCCUAAGGAUUAAAUGGAAUAUCACUUCCAAAAGUAAUUUGUAGGAUCAAGAACUCAAGAUCGAUCAAGGCAGUACAUAGGGUUUGACAGAAUCUUGAAAGACUGACUUCGAUUGAUUUCAUUCAAUGAUUCCAAAUUGCUUUUGCAAUCAACCCAACGUUUUCAAGGUAUCGAUUCUCCUAAAUCUCAUACAAUUAUUCUUCGCUUCGCCAUCUUCCCUACAAAUUAACCGAUCAACAAUCUUAAUUCCUCAACACAUCCAUCAAAACCCCAAUUCAAUUUCAUCUCCGAUGCCUGUAAAUCCUCAGAAGCAGCUUCGGAGGCUCCCACACGUUUUUAGCCAAGUUCUCGAGCUUCCUCUCCGAUCACACGCCGAUGUUUCAAUCGAAGAUAGAUCCGAUUCUUACAGGUUUACAGCGAACAUUGAGGACAACGCCUUUUCCGGUCAGGUAAGGGCUCAUGCCGUGAAGAUUCACCCGGAGGUGACGAAAGUUGUUGUCAGGGGAGGAAAUGGAUUUGGAGAGGUGGAGUUGUUUUUGGAUAAAUUGGAGGUUGAUGUGUGGAGAUUUCGGCUUCCGGCGACUUCACGGCCGGAGUUGGCGACGGCGGUGGUUGUAGGACAAGAGCUUAUUGUUAUAGUGCCGAAGGGAAGUCCGAGCAGCCGGCGGCAACCUUCAAGAUCAUGGUGGUAGAGGGCGGAACAGAGUGUAAAAAUUAUAGAUUGCAGGUUAUGCAACUGUUAAGUGAUAUCCCUUGUAGAAGAUGACUAGAAAACCAUGUUUAGUCUCAUCAAAAUGCUGUUAAAAUCCAUGUUUACACUUAGGCUGAAAAAUAAUAAUAUACUAUUCAUAAAUCACAAUAAUCUUAAAGAUGAAACAAUUUUGUUUCUUUGAUGAUUUA